Thlaspi arvense is the source of this 862-nucleotide messenger RNA. The record is from the annotation of a GenBank genome assembly. NCBI's taxonomy places the organism in Eukaryota, Viridiplantae, Streptophyta, Magnoliopsida, Brassicales, Brassicaceae.
AAUUUUCGCUACUCGUCGUCGUUGUAGCCACUCUCUCUAAGAUUUAAAAGCUCUCUCGCUUUUCCUCGUUCGUAAAAGGCAAUUCAAAGAGUCAAUAUGUCUGGUGAUGAAGCUGCUCCUGCUGUUGUUCCUCCGGUUGCUGAGGCAGCUGCAAUCCCAGAGGACAUGGACCUAUUGACUGCGUUGGAGCUGACUCUAAGGAAGGCUCGUGCUCAUGGUGGUGUUGUUCGUGGUCUCCAUGAAUGCGCCAAGCUUAUUGAGAAGCGUUCCGCUCAGCUCUGUGUCUUGGCCGAAGAUUGCAACCAACCUGACUAUGUGAAGCUGGUCAAAGCUCUUUGCGCUGAUCACAACAUCAACUUGCUUACGGUUCCCAGUGCCAAAACCCUCGGCGAAUGGGCUGGUCUUUGCAAGAUUGAUUCAGAGGGCAAUGCGAGGAAGGUGGUUGGAUGCUCAUGCCUUGUAGUCAAGGACUACGGUGAGGAGACAACUGCACUCAACAUCGUCAAGAAGCAUAUUGAAUCUAACUAAAGUCGCCAAGUCAAGUUUCAGUUGCUUUCAUCCCCCCCCCAAAAAAUCGCAUUUUUUACUUUCUUGUGGCCACUUUUUUUUUUUUUUUCUCAUGUUUCCUUUGUUUUUGAUAAUUUUAAAUACUUGGUAGUGGACAGGUCUUGAGAAUUUGUUUGGAACAUGAAGUUUUGCUGUUAUCUAGGCUGUUAUCAAUUCCAUGUCCCAAUUCCCACAUUAUGAUUUUAUAUCUGCCCUCUUAAUUCAUCUUGAUGUCAGUUUGUUAUAAGCUAUUACACUUGCAAAAAAGUAAGACAUGGUCGGAAACUGUAACCAAACCGAAAAAGGAAAUAGUUAG